UUUCAACAUGGCGGACAGCUUGAGGUUAGCUUAACUUCGUAAAGUGAAACGAGCUUGGCCAGAUUUCCACCUUUAUUUUUAUGAAAUGGAAAAGGGAGAAACUCUCUGCCUCGAUAAGCUUGAAAAAUCAUACAGGGAAGUUGAGAAGCAACUUAAUUUAUGGAAGGAUACCCAGCGUCACUCUAAUGAACUGAUUCAGUCGUUGACAAGUCCAAUGGAGCAACUUCGCUCUUGUGCGAAAACUUCUUUCGAACGUUCUCCUCUGUGCGAUUUUGAGGGGUUAAAGGAAAAACUUGAAUACAAACUUUUGAAGCAAAUGGAGGGGAUCAUGGAAAAGAUUCAAGAUGAUCUGAACAUAUUCAAGGGUGUGUCAGACAAGGUUGCAAAACUUUGUUCAAGCAGUUUGGAAGUUUACGAAGCUCAUUCCAGUUAUCUUUCCAUGUCUGUGGUUUGUGAAGGGACUGGUACUCAGCCUUCAAUUGCAGACCUACUUGAGGGGCUCUGUGACUUGAACAGAAUACACAGUGGAUUAUAUCAUGACAAAAUUGACAUUUUGGGGAGAAUAACAUACACAGCACCAAUGGAAACUGUGUACAAGGCAGUCAGGGAAUGGACAUCCACACAGGACAGGAAUGAUUACAAGAUAAGAGAUAUCAUGGAGCCGGUGGCAGUAUUCCUUGCAAGUAGAAGUGGAAGCUAAAGAGUUGAGACAUCAAGGCCAACCUCACAUGUUGUGAGAGCGACUGUCUUUUGGGGAACGAUAUUCGCAUGAAACUGUACACGACACUGUACAACCAGACGUCAAAAAGUGUUACAAAUAGCGAUGUGUAACGAGCAACUCUCUUCGAGGAAUAAUCAAAAAAUAUUCAUUCUUCACUUACGUUCCAUUGCGUUUCUUUGGAACUUGUUACGGCAAUGAGCAGCACACGUCUUUUCGCGAACCGCUGAUAGUCAUCACGUUUACUAAAUAUAUGCAUAGAGGCCCAUGUGAAAAGCACAUUGGAAUUCUCUGUGAAAGACAAUACAAAAAAAUUAUUUUCAAACCAGCAAGUACAUUGCAAAUAGUUCAAACGCUGCAAUUCGACCGUAAUUCCAGGAAGGAUGCUAUCGUGCUAAAAGUUUUCAAAAAAUGCUCAUGUAACAACUAUCUUAUCAAUUGACAUUAAAACCUUUGUUUUGAGGUGGAGGUGA
This is a messenger RNA of Pocillopora verrucosa, 1191 nucleotides long. RefSeq names its product AFG2-interacting ribosome maturation factor. NCBI's taxonomy places the organism in Eukaryota, Metazoa, Cnidaria, Anthozoa, Scleractinia, Pocilloporidae. The record is from RefSeq and is a predicted model, not a curated record. Gene Ontology annotation, cellular component: cytoplasm; nucleus.